Laetiporus sulphureus 93-53 is the source of this 738-nucleotide messenger RNA. RefSeq lists its product as uncharacterized. Lineage: Eukaryota; Fungi; Basidiomycota; Agaricomycetes; Polyporales; Laetiporaceae. The record is from RefSeq and is a predicted model, not a curated record. The transcript is spliced from 12 exons. The coding region runs from base 129 to 596 and encodes 155 amino acids.
UGGGACAUCUCCCACAAAUCCUAGAGAUCAUAUUCGUGUUCCUGAAGGCGUUCAAUCAACGUUUGAAUGUCCUCUCCCUGCUAGCCUCCUCCUCACGCCACCGAUUAGAACCGCUGGAAUCCCUCAGAAUGUUCCCCAAGUUCACCGCUGCGUUCAUGGCCGUCGCGAUCGCUUUCGUGCAAAUCAAUGCUGAGACCCACACGGUGACCUUCACCAACGAUUGUGGCACUGGUUAUCCGAUCUUGAGAGCUCAAGACGGUACCAUCUUGUCUACUGGCGGGGCGUACACUAUCGACGGACCGCUCAUUGGCGCCAUCGCAUAUCUUCAAACCGGUGGCUGCGGUGAUAACGGAGAGUAUUGCACGCUGAUCGAGACAACGCUCGAGAACGGAGCUAGCAGCACUGACAUUUCUCUCAUCCCUCCUCACGAGUUCUCAGUCACCAGCGGCUUCGGUUACUACGACGGCUGUGACGGUGCUGGUGCAGAUUGCACUUCCGCGGACUGCACGACUGCUUUCCAUACACCCGACCAAACUUGGGUGCAAGUGCCGUGCACAGUUGACAACGAGAACCUCGCCAUCACGUUCUGCGACUAGGCGGGAAAGAUUGGCGUCGUACAAGUGGGCAUACGCUCUCAACGAUGUUGUAUGAAUAUCAGAAUGUUGUUGAGACUCUUAAUGAGUGCCUGUAAGAUUCAAUGUUGUACUCUAUACGUACUCAGUCCAGACCAAUAUCUUA